GUCAUCUCUUCUAUUAUUAUAGAAAAAUUCGCCAUUUAUACAUAGGUAUAUAAAAAUUUUGAUUUUAUUUCACUUGUAAUUUUAACUGAAGAUUUUGGUAAGGCGAUUCUCGACUUCAGAUUCUGCAGCGAGAAUAAUUCCCCUUCAUCAUUAUAAUAUAUUUUUAAGAGGAGAUUUCCUCUGAAAAUUCUGAAGUAAAGUUUUAAACAAAUUGGUAAAUUAGAAUAUGGAAUGCUAUGUAAUAUAAUUAAAUCAUCUUAGCAAACUUAUUUGUUUAAAAUAGCUUUGUCAUGUGAAUAAAACUGAAACGUUUUAAAUUUUACAGAAAUCCAAAUUCGAAGUCAGAACCUAGCAUUUGGACUCCAAGUUCUAAGGACGUUGACUACUUGUCAAUCACUACUGAAGGAAAUUUUGAAAUGAAAAAGAACUUCCCAGGAGCAUAAUGCACUCAUCAAAUAUUAACAUUUCUACUUAUUUUUAUGAACACGUAUCAAUCUCCAUUUUUUGUAACAUAUAUUACCUUUCUAUCAGAAUAUGACCUGGAGUACGGGGCUUCACCCCGUCUCAUUGACAUGGAGUAUGGUAGGUAGGCUAUUACUAAUUGCAUUUUCAUAUUCUGUUUUCUCUAAGAUACUGAACUGUCUAUUGAAAUAAAAAUCAAACUACUAUGUAUGUACAUCUUUUAUUUUUCUCAACUCUAAUAUUAAGGUACGGUAAGCUUAUUUCACUUCUCUCCCUCAUAUAAUUUAAUGGGAAAUAUUAUUCAUAGCAAUACCGUACGGUGAUAAUAACUAAAAAAAAAAAUACUGUUGAUAACAUUAGUUUGAUAAAUAAAAACUUUACUAGUAAUCAACCUUUUCCAGAAUUUUUUCCAUUAGGUAUAUUUUUAUAAGUCUGGCACAGUCUAUGAAAAUCACACAUUUUAAAUUUUUAUCAAUUAACAAUACGGUAGUAUGCUAUUUCAAGAAAAUUUAAUUUCAACAGUGUUGACUCUUGAAUGCAAAAAAUAAAUUAAAUAGCUUCUAACUAAAUAAUAUAUUACUAUAAUAUUAUAUUAAGAAGAGUAUAACAGUACUGUACCUUGAAUUAUUAUAACACAUGUUCCUGAAUUAUCUUACUAUUUUAUUAUUUCACAAAGGCGACUUUCUAGAAGUAUUUUAAGCCUAGGUGAUGAUGAUGGAAUGACUUAUUUGAUUGCUAAUAAGAAUGUAAAUACUUUUUUGAUUUAAAAAUGUCAAAUAAUUUGUCUACUUUCAUUUCCAACUAAUAUGAAACUCACAAAUUAUUGAAAAAUUGUGCAAAGUAGAGGGUUGCAGGUUUGCCACUACAAGCCAGCAUACUACCAAUAUACUUGAAGGUACGGGAACGUGUUUUGUCGUUGCCUAGCAACCAAACCACAACAGACAACAUGUAACCAAGUAACAACUCUGUAGUAAAUAAAGUUCUAUUUAUUGGAUAAGCAUUUUCCCAUCAAAUGUAUGCUUUACAGACUUGAAUAUUUGAAAUUAUGCCUCCUCUUCUUGAUAAAAGUAUCAAACAUUGUAAUAAAUUGGUGCUUCAGAAGAGUCUGGACUUGCAGUUGAGUGGUUCUCAGAUCAACCUUGUCAGUCGUCCGCAAACUAUAAAGAAAGGGCCGAUUCGUAGUGCCAAAGGGGUAUUGAUUAAGAGACCAAUGUCUGCAACUCCAGGACUAGGAUACACGGUUAUUCUUCAAUGUCUGAACUGUAUGUAAUUCUCUUAUUAUUUUCUUAUUCAUUCAAGUUGUUAUUUUUUGCACGAAUUUCACUUUCAACCUUUUUGACGAAUAUCCUUAUGUAAUCAAGGCCUUUGGAAACAAAUUCUACUACUACUUCUUCUCUGAAGCUACCGUAUCAAAAAAUAUUGUUUGAUUCUGAGGUGUAUUCAAAAGUAUUAGGUAAAUCGAACCGAGUGAAGAAAUCGACCCCAGCUUGGACCAGACCGCAGUCAGCUGAUAACUGCACAGCAAUCACCCGUAGAAACAAACUUGCCGCCAGAUUCAAUCUUCUACACACUGAAGAAGAUCAAGAUCUCUUCAGAAAUUUGGGAGCAACUUAUACAGUAUCAUCGUCGAAUCUGCUACAGAGCCUGAUGGGCAGCUCUUCCAUAGACGUGCCUCUCGAUUCAGACAUCUCUCUCACUCCGAGUCCCAGACUCACUAAGGCCAAAGAAGAUAUCGAAGACUUUUCCAAGGAUAGAAGUGACGGUUAUGUGAAUUCGCAAGAAAGUAAUGACGACAGCAAAAAGAGAGACAAAUUAAAGGAUGAAAAAUGUUUGAAAUCAGAGAAAGGAAGCAAUUCAAGCUUGGUACCUGGCUUAGAACCAGGACUAGUGUCUAAACCACCGCUACCUCCCACUGCAGAACAAAAAACUAUGAAGUAUAACUCAUGUUCGUGGAGUUCAUUGACUGAAGCCGAAGGCACCACCAGUAGUUCUGCAGAGAAAGCAAUGAACGAUGAUGACAUCAUUAAUUUGAAAUUUCAGCGAUGGUUUCCAGAUUCAGUUUUGAAUACUAGCAGCUAUUCAUCAAUAGAUGAGGAUCGUAUUAGUAAAGUGAACAUAGAUAUGAAGCAUCUGUUCACAAAUACCAUCGAUGAGAAUAAAUCAGUCCACAUGGAAGCGACAGACUCGGAAUCGUUAGCUGGUUCUAGAAAUAGUCUUUCCGAAGGUGAAUUGUCAGAAGAUUCGGGUGUCAAACCGAAAACGAAAAAGAAUCAGAAAGGGGAGAAAGGGAAGAAAUAUGUCUCCUCUUCUUCAUCGUUCAAUCAAGGGAAAGAAACUGUUAAAGUUAAUAAAAGUUCGUCUGUGAGAGAAAAGAGAGUCAUCUCGAAGUCGUACGUUCGCAACAGUAAGGAGAAACCAAAGUUGAGUCAAUCGCUAAGUGAUAAAGAUUUGAGCAGAAAACAUGUUGAUGCUUCUAAAACCGGAUCAAUGAAAACUAAUAAAACUGCACAGAAAAAGCCAAAUAUUAACGAUAAAACCUCAUCAAAUAUUCGUCAAUUAUCUGAUGUUUCAAAUAUUCCUGAUAACUAUGUUGAAAUUAGUAAUAGAAAAUCAGCAAACACUGAAGAAUAUAAUUAUGAAAAAGGAUUACAAGCCAGUACAGAAAAUUUUCCUCCUUUUUCAUUUGCUGAUUACGAUCUGAUAAGACCCAUUUCCCAUACUAGGCCUUCUACAUCGACAACAAAUUUUUCAAACAAUGGUAAUCUUCUCUACAACUCUUCAACACCUGUAAACUGUGUUAUUGGAACUAACGGCAAUUUCAGUGAUAAUUCUUCAAAAGAUAAAUAUUAUUUUCACUCUGUACAAGGUGCGGGUACUAAACAUGACGAAAGAGUAAAAUAUUCAGAUAUUGAGUCAAAUGUUAAUAAUGAGAAAAAACUGGUUCCUAGCAUAAGUGUUACUGAUCUUAGUGCAGAGGUUGGUUCGAAAUCUAAAGAUGUUCCUGACCGCUUAACGGUUGAUGACACUGAGAAGAACUAUCUUGUUGUUCCUAGAGAUGCAGCAAUCGGUGAAAUUGAGAUCAGUUCUAAUCUCAUAAAUAACCACAGCUACUUGAAUCAAUCACAGUCACAUUUCAAUCGCGAUAAUAUGAAUUCUCCGUUGCAGGAUAACUUCUUCCCUCAGGCUGAAUUCGCCAACGGCCCUGUCACUAGUAGUAGUCGUUCCAUUGUUGCCAACUUCCACCGAGAAGAGGACGGUAUGAGAAAGUUUUUUCAAACUCGUGUAGCAGUCAGCGAAUGCUUGGUUGAAACGGUGCAGGGUGAAGCGCGUAAGGGAGUUGGUAAAAUCAUACACAACAACUCUGUUUUGAAUACAUCUUCUUAUGAACAUUACAAUAGCGGAAAUGUAUCUGAUCUGAGAAAAAAUGGAGAGGACUUCAAUGCAACACAUACUGAUCGUAAUGAAAAACCUCAGACCUCCUGUGAACGAUUUCGAGUGCCAGAGCAGUCGAACAAUGGUGCAAACAAUACUGCUUCUUUUGAUAAUUAUCCCUUUCCACCAUCUGGUCAAAAUUCCAACUCCUUUUUAGGUUUAAUGAACCAAAAUACUCUACCUGAAAAUCAAGUCUACCGACCGCGGGAUUUUGAUGUUUAUAAACAGAAAGACCAAAAUGCAUUUGGAAAGUUGCAUGACAUCAAUGAAGUACCGGAAAGAGAUAAUGAUUUUAUAGGAACAUACGAUGAUAUUGUUGAUAUUCUCAAAGUUCUAGAGCAGGAAGAAGAAAGACAAACUACUGUCAAUAAUUCAAACAACUCAGGAUCUGUUACAAAUAUUAGUCAGAAUACAGGAGUUUUGGAAGGCUCUACUGAAACUAGUCAAGCUAUUCUAAGCUAUCUUGAUGAGGUCAAUCGUAAUUCUGAGAUAACAUUACAAAGAAAUCCACAACCGAAAUUAACAAACGAUAAACCGGUGUUUCAGAUGGAUAAUAGAGGUGAUAGUAGACGUGGAAGGCUGGGAGAACUUCUCUCGAUUCCUAGUCCUGAGCUUGCUCAAUGCGUCAUGAAUUUGAGUUUGGAGUUGGAGGAAAAUGUUGAAGCGAAAAAAGCAACUGAGGAACAGCUGGUGUCAGUCAAGGCCUCUUUUGAGAAAUACAAAUCGGAGACAAAAGCUGCCUUGGAAAGACACCAGAAGUUUAUUGAUCAGUUAAUCAAUGAGAAGAAGCAAUUGAGUGAUAAAUGUGCAACGGUUAUGAAAGAUAUGGAAUGUAAACAAGCACAAGCCAUCAAGGUGCUGGAGGAUCGACAUGCGGUUGAGUUGAAAAAAGCGUGUGAAAAGCAGGCGGCCACUGAGAAGAUCAAGCGGGAGAGGUGGAUCGAUUUGAAGACGAAAAAGAUCAAGGAGUUGACUGUGAAAGGAUUGGAGCCUGAACUUAACCGGAUGGCGAACGUCCAUCAGGAAGAGCUGUCCGAAUUAAGGCGAGCUCACCAGCAUCAGAUGGAUGAAGCCGAGAAAGCAGCCGCUAGACGAUUGGCAUCUGCCCGGAUGCAGAUGGAAGCCGACAAAGAGGCAGCUCUGAUGCAGGAGCGAGACAUGAUGAGGCGUCGCCUCGAGCAUGAGACCACUGAAAUGGAGAAGAGCUACCAAGACCAACGCAAGAGAAUGAUCAAUGAACUCCGUGCUGAGCGAGAACAGAUGCAGCGGGAGAACGCCAACAUUAUUCUCGAGAAAGAGAGAGAACUGCUACAGAAACUAGAGAAAAUAACACAGGAAAGUCAUGAGAAAUACGAGCAACAGGAGAAACGUUUCCAGGAGGAGGUGGAGAGGGUGAGAAACGUUAUGGAAGCCGAGAAAGAAGCCUGGCUGACCAGACAGAAAACGCUCAACUGCGAAAAAGAGAAACAGAUUCGCGAGGAAUUGAAACGGGAACGAGAUAGACAUAUAGAAGUGGCUAUAAGGAAAUUAGAGUCCGAAGCCUCGGGAAGGGAAGAAGCGGCCGAGAACAAACUGAAGCGUGAAAAGGAACGGUUCGAGUGUGAACUGAAAGACAUGGAGAAAGCUCACAACGAUGUUAGGGACAAGUUGAAACAGGCUAGGACGGAUUUGAGUUUGGCUGAACAGCAAAGCUCUCGGCUCGCGUCGGAUUUGCAACAGGCCAUGGGCGAGAUUGAAUCGCUGAAAUUGAUUACUGAGAAAUUGGCGAGGGAGAAACAUGAACUGCAGCUGUUGGGGGAGGAGGAGACUAGAAAACGGGUUGCAGGAUUGGAAAGGGAGCUCGCUCAAGCCAGACUGGCUCUCCGAGAACAAAUUAACACUGUGCAGAAUGAGAAGGAGCGAGAAUUACAGCAAGUUUAUGCAAGAGUGAGAGAGGCAAUUACGAAAAAAGAUGACACCAUAAGUUUGAUGGCGAAAGAGAGAGAUACAGCCCUUGAGCAAUGCGCCCACCUUGAAAAGUUGAUGGAACAGCAGCGUAAAGAAAUCAUCAAACGGAAAGCAAAAUAAGUGAAAACUGAAAAUUGUUUCAAAUAUUUUGCAAAGCUCAUCACUGCCAGCUUUGAACGUAGUUGAAAACUAGAAGCAAUUCUUGUUUAGCCGACAUUCAUUCUAGAUCAUUGACUAAUCGUUUUUAUAGAUUAUUCAACAACAUUUUUGUCAAACUUUGUCUAGUCAUUUUAGUAUAACUGUAGUGACUUUCAUGAUUUUAUAAGCAAUCGUUUUUCUAGUCGUCUCUUGUAGUUGUUAGUCAAAUUACUGUACGAAUGUCAAGUUGUUAUUGUUUGCCUUUGAUGAUUGCCAUUCAAUACAUUCAAGGUUGAUUACUAGA
Nilaparvata lugens (brown planthopper) is the source of this 6283-nucleotide messenger RNA. RefSeq names its product centrosomal protein of 131 kDa. Gene Ontology annotation, biological process: cilium assembly; intraciliary transport involved in cilium assembly; regulation of centrosome duplication. NCBI's taxonomy places the organism in Eukaryota, Metazoa, Arthropoda, Insecta, Hemiptera, Delphacidae. Gene Ontology annotation, cellular component: centriolar satellite. The record is from RefSeq and is a predicted model, not a curated record. Bases 2110 to 5961 code for a protein of 1283 amino acids. The transcript has 6 exons.